Molecule: messenger RNA, 342 nt
Organism: Rotaria sp. Silwood1
Lineage: Eukaryota; Metazoa; Rotifera; Eurotatoria; Philodinida; Philodinidae
Source: the annotation of a GenBank genome assembly
AUGCAUUUUAUUUAUUGUAUUGCUGAAUUUCUUGUUAUGUUAUCACAUGAAACACUUCAUUCAAAACAAGUUAUUAAAGUACAAGAUUUAAUAAAGCAUUAUGAUUCAUUAUUAGCAAGAGGACAUGAACCUGAAACACAUGUUAUUGUUAAUAGUGUUCAAAUUGAAGAUGAUAAAUGGGAACGUCUUUCACGACAAAUUGUCGAUUUACUUCUUGUUCAUUUACAAUCACAUGUUACUAUUGGUUUAUCUCAGAAUGAUGUUUUAUUAUCAGUUAAUGGAACACGAGAUGAAACUUUUAGUGCAGCUUUUCUUCGUGUUUUACAUGAUAUAAUAUUAUGA